This is a messenger RNA of Aedes aegypti (yellow fever mosquito), 1124 nucleotides long. It is a transcript of the gene mRpL28, whose product is annotated as 39S ribosomal protein L28, mitochondrial. The record is from RefSeq and is a predicted model, not a curated record. Gene Ontology annotation, cellular component: mitochondrial large ribosomal subunit. Gene Ontology annotation, molecular function: structural constituent of ribosome. The transcript has 3 exons. Bases 137 to 988 code for a protein of 283 amino acids. Lineage: Eukaryota; Metazoa; Arthropoda; Insecta; Diptera; Culicidae.
UAUCAAAACGUCAAAAGUUUAGCAGCAACAUUUUCAGCAUUUUCAACACGAGUGAUUAUUUUCUUUGAUAUUUCGCGGAAAACCUGCAUAAUAUAACAACUUUAAAGGAUUUAACAUCGUCUAAGAACUAUUCUCAAUGGCAUCCGCCACACCUCAGGGAGCCAGUCUGCUCUACGGACUCCGCAAGUCGAAAAAGUUCACCAAGGGCUGGGGAGCGCAGCUGCCCGCGGCCUACAAGAAAUUCUGGGACGAAUGGAAGCUCCAGCAGCCAGCUGCUGUUCACUAUGUUCCGAAGGAUGGAAUGUUUCAACGGGAAGACGUGACAGGAUUGGUAACGCCAAUCCAAAACGUACCACUGCCACUGAUCGAUCCGCCAGAGUCGCAUCAAGGAAUCUGGGGCGGAGAAGCCAUUGUGAAGGGCUUCCAAAAACGCAACCCAUACAAACGCCGAGUUCCUCACUUUUGGGUUCCUGUUCUUAGACGUUCUGUUGUACAUAGCCAAGUUUUAAACGAGUAUAUGGCGGUAACGGUUACCGAUCGUACGCUGGAUCAAAUCCACGACAACCAUGGUUUCGAUCAUUACUUGCUGAAAACUCCGGCCUGCGACCUGCGUUCGAUGCUAGCUAUUAAACUGAAGAAGAAGGUACUUGUGGACCUGUUGGCGGGAUGUCCCAAACUAGCUUCCGAGCCGGAGAAACAACAAGCCGUCCUGAAAGAGUACGCUUGCUAUCUGUCCCAGUACACCCCAGAGGAAAUCGAUUGGUAUGGUCUGACGUACGUGGAAGCUGUUCUGAAAAUUAAGAACGAAGUUGAAUCCAAGGAGGACAAACGACCGCACAAAUUGAUUUUUCGUCAAAAGCUGAUCGAGCAACUGAAGGAGGCCGGUAUUAGUGAAGCGCAGGGUACAACCGAAGAAUUGAAAGCAAUGGAAGACUCCAGCUCGUCUUCCUGGCUAUCGAAGCUUAGCUUCAAACCUAAGAACUGGUAGGGAGACAGUAAGUAGCCAAAACAAAUUCUGGUCUAAAUUCUUUUGUUUGAUAUAGUCAUAAACUACUCUCCGGGUCAUGGAGAGAAGACAAAUAGAGACUUGCUCGUUGAAACCUAAAAUGAGAGUACAAACCAAA